CUUCCUGGUCGGCGAGGGCCUGUUUGAGAGGAGACAGGACCCUUUGGAAAUAAGAAUAAGGGACGACGAGGACCCCUCAUCGGAUCAUGGGUAUUAUUCAUCUCAAGCAUUCGGAUUGGACUGUCCAGAUAGAGAUAUUAGACUGUCUGCAGACAUUCGAUAGGGAAGAGGCAUUACUUGUACGACUCGUGGUUCCCUUCCUGCCACAGACUUUAUCCCACGACUCCAUCCAUCUGUCGGUCUGUCCAUCAUACUCCACCAAGAUCUGCCUGUUAUUGCGUCGUGCCCGACCUCCUGCCUGCACUGCAGCCCUUCAUCGCUUCAUCGAAAGUGCUGUCUUGUGGCGUCACCUCCUUUCAGCGCAACGAACUGAGACAUUGGGAGACGCGCCCAAUUUGCCCCAAACUACCAACACUUCACCUCAGUCACGUCACUAUUUGCUUCUUCUUCUGCUUCCUACGGCUCCAAGUACCUACCCCCUUUGCAGCUUCGCUCCCAAUAUCCAAAGCAGCAGCACGCCGCACCAACAAGUCCAGACCAAAGCACCAUCGCCCGCAGGCGCACCGCACUACCUCACCUCACCUCACCAGCGCGCAAUCAGUUACCUCAGAGCUCUGGGCACCUCGUCGCUUGUGUAACUGAUCGACGCUCGGCCUGGCCCAUUCCAGCAUCCUGACAAGCUACGAACCCAUCGUCUCAUUUCCCAACUCCCGGUUUUUCAACAACGCGCACCACACAUAUCAUCCCCCACCCGUCCCCCUUCCACUGCUUCUUUUUAAACCCCCUGUCCCUUGACCUUCUUUUCUCUUCCCGCCCACCGUCCAGACUCCAAGUGUCCACG
Molecule: messenger RNA, 841 nt
Organism: Colletotrichum phormii
Lineage: Eukaryota; Fungi; Ascomycota; Sordariomycetes; Glomerellales; Glomerellaceae
Exons: 2
Coding region: 87-638 (183 amino acids)
Source: RefSeq, a predicted model, not a curated record